AUGCGCGGCGGCAAACAAUUCAUCACUCUGCCCGCUGGCUACUUAGGGUCCUCAUUGAUCGGCGCUUUACUUACUUUCUGCGGCUUCAACAUCGUGGCCUCUAAAGUAGCGAGUAUAGUGCUAGGCGUGUGUUUCUUGCUAACACUGUGGUGGGCGAGAAAAGACUGGUUGACGAUUGUAACAAUUCUACUUAGUGUAGGAUUACUUGUGGCGUUUUGGUUCAUCGAACAUGGCGAGGCCUUGAGGUUCAUGGUCCUCUUCAUCGGCGUCAUGUCCUCUCUGUACAGCGUCUGGGAUAUCUGUGAUGACCUUAUCCUCCGCAAGGUCAACUCGUCUGAUGCUAGUGUCUUCGCCAAGCGGUAUGGCGGUUCGUCGCAAUGCUGGGGCGUUAUCUGGUCGCUUGUUUCGCUAAUGUUCAUGGUUUGCGGAAUCCUCGCGGGGUUGGCAGCCUUCAAACAGAGUUUCGAACAGCAAGAGAAGGAUAGUCAAGAUUUUAUUCCUACGGUGCGGAUGAUGAUGAGGGUGUAA
This is a messenger RNA of Alternaria atra, 528 nucleotides long. RefSeq lists its product as uncharacterized. The record is from RefSeq and is a predicted model, not a curated record. The coding region runs from base 1 to 528 and encodes 175 amino acids. Lineage: Eukaryota; Fungi; Ascomycota; Dothideomycetes; Pleosporales; Pleosporaceae. The transcript is spliced from 2 exons.